AUGUUGUCCUCUCUCUUUUCACUUGCGGCUCUGCCACUGGCGACGCAGGCCUUGCUCGAGUUCCCCAUGGAUAAUCGAAUGGUACAGGAGCCUGGUCUGAUUCGAUUCCCGCUUGACAUCGCUGCUGGUGCUCCAACCAAGAACAGAAUGCUUAGACGUCAAAACGAAAUCGGUGUCAAUGCCGAGAAAUCGGGCUUCUUUUACUCUAUUGAACUGCAGGUCGGCACCCCUGCUCAAGCUGUGAGAGUCAACUUCGACACUGGUUCUGCCGAGCUCUGGAUCAAUCCCGUGUGCAGCAAAUCUACAGACCCUGGCUUCUGUGAUAAACUUGGUCGUUUCAAUGGCAGUCAGACUUUUGUCGAUACCAACACAACUCACGAAAUUCGAUAUGGGACCGGCUUCGCCAAGCUCGAAUACGGUUACGACUACGUCCAGAUUGGAUCUGCCAAAAUCAGCCAGCAGAUGUUUGGUGUUGCUACCGAUAGCGAGUUUGCGAGUGCUGGUAUCCUGGGUGCUGCUCCUCAGUUAAAGGGCUGGAAGAGCGAUUACCCGCUGGUUCUGGACAACAUGGCUGCGCAGGGUUUCAUCAAGAGCCGCGCUUUCUCCCUCGAUAUUCGCACCUUGGCAAGCAAGCGAGGUUCCGUCGUGUUUGGCGGUAUCGACACAAAGAAGUUCUCCGGUCACCUGGAGAAGCGACCCAUCAUCCCUGCCGCCGAGUCCCCCGACAAGCUCACACGCUACUGGAUUUAUCUCGACGGCGUCUCGGUGACCAAGGAGGACGGCUCCAAGGUGGUGAUAUUCGACCAGGCCAAUGGUCAGCCCGUUCUUCUCGACAGCGGCUACACCGUUUCUGCCCUGCCCACCAAACACUUCAACAAGAUCAAGGACGCCUUCCCCGGUGCCUCUGCUCCCCCCGAAGGUGAUAAAUCUGGUCUGUACCGCGUUCCCUGCGAUGUUGGCUCCAAGAAUGGCUCCGUAAACUUCAAAUUUGGCAAGACCGAGAUUGUUGUUCCUUACGACGACUUCAUCUGGAAACAGCCCGACAACAACCUCUGUGUCCUCGGCGUCACUCCCGAUGAUGAGUUCCCCGUGCUGGGCGAUACCUUCCUGCGCGGCGCAUAUGCCGUCUACGACCAGGACAACCGCAACAUCCACCUUGCCAACAAUGAGGAUUGCGGUUCUUCGCUGCUUGCUAUUGGUACGGGUCCCGACGCUGUUCCGUCUGUUGAAGGUGACUGCGGCAGGCCCAAGCCCACGACCACCUCGACUCACUCCAAAACUACUUCAGCUCCUAUUCCCACUGGUCACAACAGCACGAUUAGCUCUACGCAAUCCACGCCCAGCUCCAGCUCUGUUGCCUCUCCCACCUCGACUCAUUCUAGAACUACUUCGGCUGCUAUUCCCACUGCUCAUGGCAGCACUGUCAUUACCUCUGCAAAGCCCACGGCCAGUUCCAGUUCUACUCCUUCACUCACUAUUCCCACUGCUAAGAAUAGUACCGUCAUCUCUGCCAAGCCCACGACAACGUCUACUUUAGUUCCUACUAGCCACAACAACAACAACAACAACACCAUCCUUAACACGUCUAAGCUUAUAAGCACCACGUCUAAGCUUAUAAGCAUCACGUCCAACACUCCCCCGACUGGUACCGAACAAAUCACCACUGUUCCUGUUACCUAUACCUCAACCUUUACCACCACCAGCGUUCACACCAUUACUUCCUGCCCGCCCUACGUUACCGGAUGCCCCAUAGGAUCUGUCACGACCGAAACCAUCACGGGCGUAACAACUUGGUGCCCCGACAACACAACUCCAUCCGCCAAACCUCCUCAAACCACCGAGACCAAACCACCUCCCACUACUGUCAUUACUGCGCAGCCAACCAUCACGUCCGCGCCGAGCAUCACGUCCGUAUUCACUACCAUCAAGACGCACACCAUCACCUCAUGCCCAGGGCAGGCGUCUUGCAGCAAGGGACAUGUCACCACCGAGGUCAUCACAUCGACUACCUACCUCUGCCCCGAGUCUACCGCCACCUUCACCAUUCCCCGGACGCACACCUGCCGCGAGGGCGACAGCGAAUGCAAGCCAGGUGACACGGUCACGACCGUCUUCACCGUCACCGUCGAGCCUCAAACGACUGCCGACCAGCCUACCCCCGUCCCCGGCUGCGGUGACAACUGCGUCCUCCCUCCUCCAGCGCAGACUCAGCCUCCUGCUGAGACGACAGCCGCCGAGACCCAGCCAGGCAUCACUGCUGUCGUCACGGCGCCCGGGUCUGUUCCCACGACAGUUUCCGGCACCAACGGCACCAUCACCACCGUAACCAAGCCCAGCGACACGCCAUGCAGUACAUGCAGCCCUGAGACGACCUCACCACCUCUAACGGGUGGUGCUUCUGGGUCCCGCGUUCCCAUCAUGGCCGUUGCCAUUAUUGUCGGGGCCCUGGCUGUCACUCUGUAG
Molecule: messenger RNA, 2463 nt
Organism: Metarhizium brunneum ARSEF 3297
Lineage: Eukaryota; Fungi; Ascomycota; Sordariomycetes; Hypocreales; Clavicipitaceae
Biological process (GO): proteolysis
Molecular function (GO): aspartic-type endopeptidase activity
Source: RefSeq, a predicted model, not a curated record